Ziziphus jujuba (common jujube) is the source of this 1779-nucleotide messenger RNA. Its product is annotated as protein POLAR LOCALIZATION DURING ASYMMETRIC DIVISION AND REDISTRIBUTION. Lineage: Eukaryota; Viridiplantae; Streptophyta; Magnoliopsida; Rosales; Rhamnaceae. The record is from RefSeq and is a predicted model, not a curated record. Gene Ontology annotation, biological process: asymmetric cell division. The transcript has 3 exons. Bases 236 to 1438 code for a protein of 400 amino acids.
AAUUAUAGAACAGAGAGAAAAGAAAAAAGAAAGAGAGAAGAGAAAUCAUAACUCAUCGGGAACCGUGCAAACCCCCCCGACCUCUUAAAACUUUCCCUCCAUUUUUCUCUGCGAUUUCAAGCUCUCUUGUGUGUGUGUGUGUGUGUGUGUGUGUGUGUUUGUGCCCCUCUCUCUCUCUAUAUAUCCGUGACUAAACUCUGUGACUUCCACAUCGCAUUUAAUUCGUGUAUUUAUUAUGAAGAAGAAAGACAAUAAACUUACGAAGCUCUUCUACAAAACCCUCACUCUCGAUUCCUCCAACUCCCGCCAUCUUCGCAUAGCCGACAUUUUCGCCGCCGAUGAAGAACAACAAAACGACGGCGACGGCGACGGCAGUUUACAAAUGAGUGGCGUCGAUGAGCCACGAAGAGUCUGGUCCGUGAGGCUGCAAUGCACGUCGCCGAGGCGGAUCAUUGCUCGCUGUUUGGCGUUGCUGAGGCGUGACAAGGAGAGGAAAGGAAUCUUGGUACGGAGCCGGAGCGAGAAGAGAGAGAAAAGGGUGGUCGAAAUGGGAGCUGGAUGCCUGCGCACUAGCCGUUCGAUGAAAACGCUGACCGGUGGCGAAUCGGCUUUUUCGGCCACCGAGGGUGAAGACUCAGAACGAUAUAGGAAUGCUGCGUCUUUCAACUUGGGAAUUGGUUGCGGUUUGCUAUAUCUCGUUGCUGCAAGUAAAAACGAACUCACCAAGAUGGCCAAGUUGAGAACCGAAAUGGAAAAUCUUCUUAAAAAUGUCAGAGAGGAAUUGCAAAAGAUGAACAUGAACGCACCCCUUAAGCCAAUCGAGCCGCCCAAUGGUAAAUUUUCCUAUCCGUCCAUUGACGAUGUUCAAGAAGGUUCCAAUUCCAAUGGUCAUCUUCAACUUCAAUUGCAUUCCAAUGAUAUUCAACCUUGCGUUUUACCAAAGUUGGAAACUGAUUUGGUAUCGGAUGAGUCUUCUGAUUGCAUUGUUAAAUAUGAACAAAAACAUUGUACGGUGGGAAUGGAUGAACUCGAGGCAGAGCUUGAAGCCGAAUUAGAACGUUUGCAGCUCAACUUGGAUACCGAGCAUUCAUCAAAACGUCCACCGCUGCCAAGGUCGAAGGCUAUUGCGGACGCUACACCUGCAAUAAGCCAGAGCCUAAAUUCUGGAGAGGUAAUUGACCCACAAGCGGCAGAUAGUGAAGCCAACUACGGGGUUUCUCCCAUUGAAGUUGAGCGAAGAUUGCAUGAACUGGUGGAAUGUAGACAGCAGGAACGGAUAAAAGAGCUUGAAGCUGCUUUAGAAUGUGCUAUAAACGAACUUGAGGAGAAAGAAAUAGAGGUUUCUUGGUGGAAAGACACUGCAAGGCUUGUAUCACAGCACAUUCCAACAACUUCACGGCAGAUCUCCCACCGAGAUCCAAAACUUUUUGCUUGUUGAGGUCAGAGUCAUACUGUUGAGUAGCUUUGUAACAGUGAGGUCUUAUUGAGGCUAAGGUAGUAAGUUGCCAUUUGUAAUUGUAAUUAAUGUUCAAAAUGAUUAGUUAUUUACCCCAUUUUGAAACUUUUGGCGGAUGUGUCCAACUGUGUGGAAAUGUAUUUCGCAAAAGCCAAAAGCUGUCUUCAUAAUAAUACACAGAUUGAAAGAACGCAAUAAACUAGAUUCUGAACUGGGAUUUCUAUCUUCUUGCAAUUAUUUUAAGUGUGGUUUGACAUAUUUAUACGCGAUGCUUAUCAGGAGAUUACUUUCCCUUUUUGUUUUUGUGAUAGUACAGGGGAUUA